AUGGCUUUUGCUCAGGUUCUGCUGACUUUCAGGGAUGUGACUGUAGAAUUCUCCCAGGAGGAACAGGAAUCCCUGGACUUUGCUCAGAGGGCUCUGUACAAGGAGACAUCCGAUGAUCUGUUCUUGAGAGAACCAUAUAAAUGUGAUGUGUGUGGCAAAGUCUUCUGUCAAAAGUCAAACUUGGCAAGUCAUUGUAGAAUCCAUACUGGAGAGAAACCUUACAAAUGCAAUGAAUGUGGCAAAGCUUUUAGGGUUCGUGCAAGCCUGAUGAACCAUCAGUUGUUCCAUACUGGAGAGAAACCUUACAAAUGUAGUGAAUGUGGCAAAGCAUGUUUUUCUAAAAAGUCGCAACUUGUGAAACAUCAUAGAACUCAUACUGGAGAGGAUCCUCACAAAUGUAAUGAAAGUGGUAAAGCGUUUAUCCAAAAUUCAAGUUUGGUGGACCAUCAAAGAACUCUUUGUGAAGAGAAACCAUAUCAAUGUUAUGAGUGUGGUAAAGCCUUUUGUAUAUGUUCAAGCCUAAUUAACCACUUGAUAAUUCAUGCUGGAGAGAAACCUUACAAAUGUAAUGACUGUGGGAAGGCUUUUAUUAAUUGUUAA
This is a messenger RNA of Fukomys damarensis (Damara mole-rat), 600 nucleotides long. RefSeq names its product zinc finger protein 677-like. Gene Ontology annotation, molecular function: DNA-binding transcription factor activity, RNA polymerase II-specific; RNA polymerase II cis-regulatory region sequence-specific DNA binding. The transcript is spliced from 2 exons. The coding region runs from base 1 to 600 and encodes 199 amino acids. The record is from RefSeq and is a predicted model, not a curated record. Lineage: Eukaryota; Metazoa; Chordata; Mammalia; Rodentia; Bathyergidae. Gene Ontology annotation, biological process: regulation of transcription by RNA polymerase II.